UCCACACCAACACACGCCCGACACACUGGAAUGACUCCAUCCGCCAUGCAAGGUCGGCUUCGGGAGCGGGAGAGUCCUUUCCCGAUGAUCCCUGUCGAUGAAGCCAUCGGAGAGGUGCUGAAGCAAGCGACUCCGCUCGAGGCGGUAACUCUCAGCCUGGCCGACAUUCCUCUGGGGAGCGUUUUGGCAGUGGACGUGACUGCUCCGGAGCCGCUGCCCCCGUUCCCAGCGUCAACCAUGGAUGGAUACGCCGUUGUGGCAUCGGAUGGCGAAGCAGUGCUAGAGGUGGUCGGACGUAUCACAGCCGGAGUCGACCCGGACUCCAUACAAGUAUCAUCCGGGCAGUGCGCGUACAUAACGACGGGCGCGAAGCUCCCCCAAGGAGCGGACGCAGUCGUAAAGGUGGAGGACACGGCUGCAGUGGACGGCGAGGACCCGACGACGUUCAGCGCGGAGGAGACGUCCGUGCGAAUCUUGAAAGGGGUGCGGGCGGCGCAGAGCGUCCGUCCAGUGGGACACGAUAUCACAGAGGGGGCGACGGUGUUGCGGGCCGGCGAGGUCAUACAGGCUGCUGAGAUUGGACUGCUGGCUACCGUGGGGGUGGCUGACGCGCCCGUUAUUCCGCGUCCGAGAGUUGGCGUGAUGUCUACGGGAGACGAGCUGGUGGAGCCCGGGGAGAAGAUUUGCGGCGGUUUCAUCCGCGACAGCAACAGAGCCACCCUCCUCGCGGCGGUGGCUUCGAUGGGUGGGGUGCCCGUGGACCUGGGGAUUGUUAAGGACAAGGAAGCUACGCUCAAGGGUGCCGUGGAAGCGGCCCUGGAGCAGUGCGACGUGCUGGUCACCUCCGGAGGGGUCUCCAUGGGGGAGGCCGACCUGCUUAAACCCAUCCUCGAGUCGCUAGGGACGGUUCACUUCGGGCGAAUCCGCAUGAAGCCCGGCAAGCCUACGACCUUCGCGACGACGUCCGGGGGAGGCGGCGACGACGGCGGCGGCGGCCCCGCCCGACCCCGCCUGGUCUUCGCCCUCCCCGGCAACCCGGCGAGUAGCCUGGUGUGCUCGCACCUGUUCGUGGCCCCCGCGCUGCGAAGAAUGCGGGGCUACGCCCUUCCCGAUUGCAUGCCGGCGCAGGUGGACGCGCGUUUGACUGCCCCCCUCCGACUAGACUCCGUCCGGCCGGAGUACCACCGCGCGGUGGUGUCCUGGAACAACAUCGCGGGCCGUUUCGACGCGGCUAGCACGGGCAACCAGAUGAGCUGUAGGUUACUGUCCAUGAAGUCGGCCAACGCGCUCCUGUGCGUGCCCCGGGGGGAAGGCGAGCUGGCGGCGGGACAACAGCUCCCCGCUAUCCUGAUCGGCGAGCUGCCCCCUCCGUCGGGUGUCAGCUGCUUCCACGCGAAGGCGGUCGCCCUGGCUACGGGAAAGACACCAUCGCCGGUGUCGCCGCUUGCCGCCGCCGGGGAGAACGGUCCCGGUGGCGGCGGCGGCGGCGGUCCCACGGGGUACGUGUCUUUCCCGCCCUCACCGCCCGCAGAGCGCAAGAAGGGGGGGGCAGUGAACUGUUGCGGCAAACGGAGGGGGGGGGGUAUCGCCGCCGGCGCCACCUGGCGACUGUGGAAGUGCGUGUUGCCAAGGGCACAGCAAUCAUGGACACACGCACGGGAAGGGGUCCGGACUCACGUGAACGCCUGCUUGCUGACCGUCAGCGACCGCGCCUCGCAGGGGGUUUACGAAGACCUCAGCGGCCCGGCCAUGAGGCAGGUCCUGGAAAACAAGGCGGCGGUGAAGAAGUGGUGCGACGACUCAUCGAUAGACCUGGUCCUGACUUCGGGGGGCACUGGGUUCGGGCGCCGAGACCUCACGCCGGAAGCCAUUCGCCCCCUGCUUCACAGGGAGGCGCCUGGCGUCGUGCACGCGAUCUACCAGGGCGGUCUCAAGUUCACCCCGCUGGCGGUGCUGUCCCGCCCGGUGGCGGGCACCCGGAACAACACCCUCGUGGUGACCCUGCCGGGCAGCGUGAAGGCGGUGAAGGAGAAUCUGGGGUCGAUGGUGCCGCUGCUGCCGCGCAUCGUGAACCUUCUCAAGGGGAACCCCUGCUGA
Messenger RNA from Ectocarpus siliculosus, 2097 nucleotides. The record is from the annotation of a GenBank genome assembly. NCBI's taxonomy places the organism in Eukaryota, Phaeophyceae, Ectocarpales, Ectocarpaceae.